UGUAACCCAAGAAAAUCAAAUAAUUCCGGCGAUGAAUUGUCUUCGAACGAUUUUUGUCGAUUUUCGAAGCAAAUCACAUGUGAUACGUUAUAAAUCUACGCAAACAAGUACUGACUACUGUCUGGAAUCACUAAAAAAGUAUGAUUAUGAAAAUUUCGUCUGCACAUUACUCCUCAAAGAUGCCCAGAGUAGAACAGCUGCUAUUGCAAUUCGAGGAUUCAACAUUGAGGUAGCAAGAGUGGCUGAACAAGUCUCACAACCAAAUAUUGGAUUAAUGAGGUUGAAGUUCUGGGAGGAAACAGUUGAUAAAUGUUUCACUGGUGAUUUGAAUAAGAUCCCAAAACAUCCAGUGGCAGAAGAAUUAUUUAGAGUUUUAAGUACAACUAAACUGACUAAGAGAUAUUUAAAGAAUUUGAUUGCAUGCAGAGUGGAGAACAUUAACAAAACACACUUUCUUGACUUGGAUGCUCUAGAAAAAUAUGCAGAUCAAUCUGUUUCUAAUGUUUAUUACUUGUUAUUAGAAGGAAGUGGUGUGAGAAACGUGCAUGCUGAUCAUGCAGCUUCACAUUUAGGAAAAGCUCAAGGAAUAUUACAACAAUUAAGGAGUAUUCCAGUUGCAAGAAGUAUUAAUUUCCUAGCAAUUCCACAAGAUAUUCUCAUAAAACAUAAACUAAGUCAUGAAGAAGUUCUUCGCGGGAAAGAAAGCGAGAAAUUAAACGAAUGCGCGUUUGAAGUUGCGAGUCGAGCGCAUAUACAUCUAGUCAAAGCACGAAACCUAAUGAAAAGCGUUCCUGAAGAAUCACGAAAAGUUCUCUUACCCGCCGCAUUAGUAGAGAAUUAUUUAAACCGUCUACAAAAUGUGCAUCAUAAUGUGUUUCACAAGAGUCUGCAACAAAGAGCAUGGAUGUGGCUUCCUAAAUUGUAUAUUAAUUCAAUAAAAAACGUUUAUUAAUUGUUA
Messenger RNA from Dalotia coriaria, 958 nucleotides. RefSeq names its product NADH dehydrogenase (ubiquinone) complex I, assembly factor 6 homolog sicily (gene sicily). The transcript has 3 exons. The coding region runs from base 32 to 952 and encodes 306 amino acids. Lineage: Eukaryota; Metazoa; Arthropoda; Insecta; Coleoptera; Staphylinidae. Gene Ontology annotation, biological process: mitochondrial respiratory chain complex I assembly; biosynthetic process. Gene Ontology annotation, cellular component: mitochondrion. The record is from RefSeq and is a predicted model, not a curated record.